Messenger RNA from Belonocnema kinseyi, 1891 nucleotides. RefSeq names its product lethal(2)neighbour of tid protein (gene Alg3). Gene Ontology annotation, molecular function: dol-P-Man:Man(5)GlcNAc(2)-PP-Dol alpha-1,3-mannosyltransferase activity. NCBI's taxonomy places the organism in Eukaryota, Metazoa, Arthropoda, Insecta, Hymenoptera, Cynipidae. The record is from RefSeq and is a predicted model, not a curated record. Bases 304 to 1584 code for a protein of 426 amino acids. Gene Ontology annotation, cellular component: endoplasmic reticulum. The transcript is spliced from 2 exons.
AUCGUGAUCCAAAAAUAUGUAAACCAUUAGGUAAACGUUAUCGAAAUAUCUGUAAAAUUUGUAAUAUCCUAAAUCUUAGUCUGUUUUAUUGGUAAAAUAAAUGUUUUAAAAUUGCUGGUUAAACAGAUAUGAGGUUGGAGCAGGAGUGGUUAUAGCAGCUAUUACUAUAACCUCAAUGUGCCUGCAUAUCGCCGAAUCCCGGGUUUACUUUUAUAUUAAAUUUUUGGAGAUAAAUUGAAAGUUUUGAAAGUGGAUUCGUGUUUUAACGUGAAAAAUUUUAUAAGUGCGCGCAGAAAUUCCAAAAUGGCGCCACGCCGAGAACACCGUUCUACCAAAAAAACCUGGCUGAAAAAAGUUCCCACACUGAACGAAAUUAUUUCUCUUGCCACCGAUCCUCGGAAACUUGCAAUUCCGGCAGGUAUUUUCAUCAUCUUCGAGGUAAUCCUCAAUAUUUUCGUGAUCGAAAAAGUGCCCUACACCGAAAUCGACUGGAAAGCUUACAUGCAGGAAGUUGAAGGAUUUUUGAACGGCACUUGGGAUUACUCGAAAUUAAAAGGAGAGACAGGACCUCUCGUUUAUCCUGCAGGAUUUGUAUAUAUUUUUUCAAUUUUAUACUACGUAACCUCCCUCGGGAAAAAUGUCAAACUAGCACAAUAUUUUUUCGCAACCCUCUACGUCACUCUUUUAAUUCUAGUCUUUCGAAUUUACUCAAAAACGAAAAAAGUACCACCUUACGCCUUAAUUUUAAUCUGCUGCACUUCCUACAGAAUUCACUCGAUUUUUGUAUUAAGACUCUUCAACGAUCCGCUGGCGAUUGUCUUAUUUUUCGCGAGUCUGAAUGCAUUCUUGGAGGAAAAAUGGUACUGGGGAAGUAUUUUCUACAGUUUAGCUGUCUCUGUGAAAAUGAAUAUUUUACUCUUCGCGCCAGCUUUGCUCCUUGCGUAUUUAGUCAAUUUAGGAUUAACGAAAACUGCGAUACAAUUAUUUAUUUGCGGAGCAAUCCAAUUAAUAUUGGGUUUGCCAUUUUUGAUUGUAAAUCCCGUGGCUUAUCUCAAAGGGGCUUUCGAUUUGGGAAGAAUUUUCGAACAUCAAUGGACCGUCAAUUGGCGAUUUUUACCCGAAGAUUUGUUCGUUGAUAAAUAUUUUCAUAUUGCACUUUUGGUUCUUCAUUUGCUAACACUGGCAAUUUUCACACCUGGAUGGAUCACUUAUCUGAAAUCUUAUUCAAAAUUGAAAGCUAUCGAGAGGGAAAUUGAACCUCAGCUUCGCAAAAAGGAGAAAUUUGAUACUUCUGCGAUGUCUCAGCUGUUUAUUUUGCCACUGUUUACGGCAAAUUUGAUUGGAAUUACUUUUAGCAGAUCGUUGCAUUAUCAAUUUUAUGUUUGGUAUUAUCACACACUGCCGUAUUUGGCCUGGUCUGCGAAUUAUUCAACAGUGACGAGAUUUGUCAUUUUAGGAAUUAUUGAAUUGUGCUGGAAUACUUAUCCUAGUACAAUUUACAGCAGUGCGGGACUACACUUGUGUCAUAUUUUUUUGCUUUUUAAUUUGUACAGAAACACUGCGAGAGGCGAAAAAAGGGCGUGAAUAUUUAUUGGUGUGGUUUUUGUAAAUAGGAAAUAGAAUUGAGUUUAAGACUACUGUGAAGAAAAAGACAUAUAUCUUUUAUAAAGAUUUUUUGGAUUGUUAAUGUUUAUAGAUUCGUCUACAGUAAAAUAAUAUUAAAAAUAAUAUACCUCUACAAUAAAAUGAGAUUCAAGUGACAUUGGGAUUUAUUUUUCCAACGAAAUGAACGACUUUACUGAAGAACAAGGAAAUAUUUUCAUUUUAUUUCAGAAACAGUUUGAAUUGGACCAAAAAGUACAAUUUCAAACGAAAUAUUUGAGUCCUCAAA